GUAUUUCCACUUGGGAGGCUAGUUCUGGCUGACCUCCACAGUUCCAUCCAUCCACUCACACACAGUCAUGAUAAGAGCGUGAAGUGUGAGCUAAAUAGGGAUGAGGCCUGGGCAAGGUCGUUUCUGCCAGAACACCAGAGACUCCAAGAGCUCAAGGGUGCUAUAGUACAGAGAAAGGGGGUGUCCUCGUGAAUUAAAAAAAAAGAAAAAAGAAAGAGAGAAAAGAAGAAAAAAAAACCCUCUAUACACAGAGUAAAAAUGAGGGUCCUUGUAUUUGAGGAUGUAAAAGAUGAGGCAGAAGAGGGAAAAACAGAGGAAGAGGAAGAUGAAGACGACACGGUGUUCUUCAAGCCUGUUAUUGAAGACCUAAGGAUGGAAUUGGCCAGAAAAUGCACCAAGCUCAUUAGUGAUAUUCAUUAUAAAGAAGAGUAUAAAAAGUCUAAGGACAAGUGUACAUUUGUGACUGACACUCCCAUGCUAAACCACGUAAAAAACAUUGGUGCUUUUAUUUCUGAGGCAAAAUACAAAGGCACCAUUAAGGCAAACCUCUCCAAUUCUCUUUAUAAGCAGAUGCCAGCCACAAUCGAUAGUGUCUUUGCAAGAGAAGUUACGCAUCUUCAGAGCGAGGUUGCCUAUAAGCAGAAACAUGAUGCUGCUAGAGGAUUCUCAGAUUAUGCCCAUAUGAAGGAGCCACCUGACAUCAGACAUGCCAUGGAGGUCAAUAAACACCAGAGUAACAUUUCUUAUAGAAAAGAUGUGCAGGACGCCCACACGUAUAGUGCAGAUCUCAACAGACCAGACAUCAAGAUGGCAACACAGCUCUCCAAGCUCAUAAGCAAUGCAGAGUACAAGAAAGGGCAAGGAGUAAUGAAUAAAGAGCCUGCUGUACUUGGAAGACCAGAUUUCGAACACGCUGUGGAAGCUUCUAAACUUUCUAGUCAAAUUAAAUACAAGGAAAAAUUUGAUAAUGAAAUGAAGGAUAAGAAACAUCAUUACAAUCCUCUGGAAAAUGCUUCUUUUAGGCAAAGUCAACUUGCCGCCACACUGGUGAGCGAUGUGAAGUACAAGAAAGACAUUCAAAGUAUGCACGAGCCAGUCUCAGAUCUCCCAAACCUGUUUCUAGAGCAUGCUUUGAAAACCAGCAAAAUGCUCAGCGGACACGAGUAUAGAAAGCUUUUUGAGGAAAACAAAGGAAUGUAUCAUUUUGAUGCGGAUGCUGCUGAACACCUGCACCAUAAAGGCAAUGCCACGCUCCAGAGCCAGGUUAAAUACAAAGAAGAGUAUGAGAAAAAUAAGGGGAAAUCAAUGCUUGAAUUUGUUGAGACACCCUCAUAUCAAGCUUCAAAGGAGGCUCAGAAGAUGCGGAGCGAGAAAGUUUACAGAGAGGAUUUUGAGAAGGAGAUUAAAGGAAGGUCUUCACUGGAUUUAGACAAGACUCCAGAAUUUUUACAUGUAAAGUACAUCACCAACCUUCUGAAAGAGAAGGAAUAUAAGAAAGAUCUGGAAAAUGAAAUAAGAGGCAAAGGAAUGGAACUUAACCCAGACGUUCUUGAUGUUCAAAGAGCAAAACGUGCAUCUGAAAUGGCUAGUGAGAAAGAAUAUAAGAAAGACCUGGAGUCAAAAAUUAAAGGGAAGGGAAUGCAAGUUGGCACUGACACCCUUCAAAUACAACAUGCCAAAAAAGCUGCAGAGAUAGCUAGUCAGAAAGACUAUAAGAGAGAUCUGGAGACUGAAAUAAGAGGGAAGGGCAUGCAGGUGGGCCCAGACACUCCUGAUAUCCAGAGAGCCAAGAAAGCAUCGGAAAUGGCCAGCCAGAAAGAAUAUAAGAAAGAUCUGGAAAAUGAAAUUAAGGGGAAAGGAAUGCAAGUGAGCAUGGACAUCCUGGACAUACUACGAGCCAAGAGAGCAUCAGAAAUCUACAGCCAGAAAAAGUAUAAAGACGAAGCAGAGAAGAUGCUUUCUAACUAUAGUUCUGUGUUAGACACUCCUGAAAUUCAGAGAAUCAAGAUAACUCAACAAAACAUUAGUGCGGUAAAAUACAAAGAAGAGAUGCAUCAGGCAACGGCCAUUUCCGAUCCUCCGGAGCUAAAGAGAGCUAAAGAAAACCAGAAGAACAUCAGCAAUCUCCAGUACAAACAGCAAUGCCCCAAGGCCACGCCGGUGAGCGUCACGCCGGAGAUGGAGAGGGUGAGGAGAAACCAGGAGGAGCUGAGUACGGUGAAAUACAAAGGAGAAACUAAACAGGCAACGGCCAUUUCUGAUCCACCAGAGCUGAAGAGAGUUAAAGAAAAUCAGAAGAACAUCAGCAAUGUUCGUUAUAAAGGUCAACUGGGAAGAGCUACAGCUUUAAGCGUAACUCCUGAAAUGGAAAGAGUGAAGAAGAACCAAGAAAAUAUCAGUUCGGUAAAAUAUACCCAGGACCAUAAACAGAUGAAAGGUAGACCAAGUCUGAUUUUAGAUACACCUGGUCUGAGAUAUGUCAAAGAAGCACAAAAUCAUAUUUCAAUGGUAAAGUAUCAUGAAGACUUUGAAAAGACAAAGGGAAGGGGCUUUACUCCUGUUGUAGAUGACCCUGUGAUGGAGCGAGUAAGGAAGAACACUCAAGUGGUCAGCGAUGCGGCCUACAAAGGUGUCCAUCCUCACAUCGUGGAGAUGGACAGGAGACCUGGGAUCAUUGUCGACCUCAAAGUUUGGCGUACAGAUCCUGGCUCCAUCUUCGACCUUGAUCCCCUGGAAGACAAUAUUCAGUCUAGGAGUCUCCAUAUGCUCUCUGAAAAGGCGAAUCACUACAGGAGACUCCGUUCUCGGUCUCACUCGAGCAGUACUUUUGGUACAGGUCUGGGAGAUGACAAGUCAGAAAUAUCUGAGAUUUACCCUAGCUUUUCAUGCUGCAGCGAGGUAACCAGACCGUCGGAUGAAGGAGCGCCUGUUCUUCCUGGAGCCUACCAGCAAAGCCAUUCCCAAGGCUAUGGGUACAUGCACCAGACCAGCCUCUCAUCCAUGAGGUCAAUGCAGCACUCACCAAAUCUAAGGACCUACCGAGCCAUGUAUGAUUACAGUGCCCAGGACGAAGAUGAGGUCUCCUUCAGGGAUGGCGACUACAUCGUCAACGUACAGCCCAUCGACGAUGGCUGGAUGUAUGGCACAGUGCAGAGAACUGGGAAAACAGGGAUGCUCCCAGCCAAUUACAUUGAGUUUGUUAAUUAAUUCUCUCUCCUUGUCUUUGAGCUUUAUUCUAACGUAUACUAAACCCAAUCUUUUUAAAAGAUAGAAGAUACUUUUAAGACAACUUGGCAGUUAUUUUACAAUAAUCUAUCUUUACUUUGACAAUGAGACACAUAGGUACCAGGAAAAAGGACUGACUUCUGGGCUCAGAACAGCAGCAUUUUCAGUAAUUCCUGUACACAAAACCUUAAGGUCUGGAGGCCCGGUGCUGCUAAUUGGGUUAAUGGUUUCCUUUGAUUGGCUAUCGAACACUUCUGGGAAAUGUAUUUUUGUAGACUUUAAUAGAGAUGUUGAUUGUCCCUUACACGUAACAAGUCUAUGAAACUUAUUAGCUGUCACUUUGGAAUCACCAGAAGCCAAUUCUUGUAAUUCAGUAACACAGCCAAUAAUUUAAAAAUGAUUUAGCUUUUGAGUCAUUAGGGAAUUUCCAAUUCAAGUGAAAAUUGCCUAAUGUAAUAAACAUCAGGAGUGGCAGAACGGCGGUUUGGUUAAAAUUAUAUUGACUGGUGGCCUUCGGGACCUAGAAACUUCUCCCAAACAAAGACAUUUCCUUGUUCCCUAGGCUGACUUGGGUCUCUUUGUUUCUCAUUUGUACCAAGGCGUAUCCUACUCUUCAUUUACAUUUUGUGGGCCCAAGUCUAUGUUUGACUCCAUAGAAUGUCAGGACCAAAUAACGUCACAGCUACUCUGCAAAGGGAAAAGUUGAAGGUCAUCUCUAUUAUUUCCCUAAGGGCUUUGACCCUGUUGCAUGUCACGUAGGUUCAAGCUUCUGUAACAUAGGCAGCUGCACUGCCCAUCCCUGUUAUUAAAGCAACAAGUGCGGCUGAUAACCUACCAGCUCUCCCGUCUAGUAGCCUGCCCAUCAGAAAAACAUGUUUUUGAAAAGUUGCUUGAGAUUCUCCUGCUGCCUUGCACUCUAGUUUCGAAGGAUUUACACCUUUAGGAAAUAGACGCCUACUCUAGCAAAUAAGUGAUUUAGGUGUUUACUGAGCAGCUUUCUUUAACAUAAUGCCGCUGUCGAUUUAAAAGUAAAGCUAACUAAAUAGGAGCCAAAGACUACAAGGUGUGCAAGAGACACAACCAGUGAGCAAAACGUCACCCACUCCACAGAGUGAUGAUCAGGUUUUUGUGUGUGUGUGUGUGGGGGGGGUGUUUGUUGUUGUUGUGUUUUUUUUUUUUUUCUGGAAAAUGCUAUUUACAUCCAGGAAUGGAAGUCCAGCCACUGAAACCAGUUAAUGGAAAGACGUCUUUUCUACUUUCUUCUGGUUUUUACUUUCUAACCCAUAUUGGGUGGGGGAGGGGAGAUGAAAAUGCCAGCAGAGAUUUUAGAUCAAGGCCCAACAGGUUGUUCACUAAAAAAAGAAAUUGUUGUCCUAUCUUGAAUUUCAAAUGCAAGACCCUGCAGGCACUUUUUGGGUUCACCACAGAGCUGCAGCCUUGCUGGCCAGUCGUGAUGAUUGGCCUGUAGUCUGCAGUCAAGGUGGCUGGAGAAAUUAACGUCCAUCAGCGACUCUGUGUUUUUCUGAUGUAUUUGGACCUCAGCAGGGUAGCAUUCAUGUAGGGCCUGCUUCCGGAGUUGUGAUGAAGAGGCUAAAAGCAAAGUUUAAAACAUGUGAUAAAAUGUAUCAAUCUUGAAGCUAUCUCCUUUAGGUAACAUAGGCAAAGAAAUUAAGGGAGUGUCUUAUAAAAUACCUUUUACGGAAGUGUUGAGGAGUCCAGAAACAAAUGCUAAUUCGUUUAGGCUUGUGGAAAGUUAGCACUUACUUUUUGAAAAUCUAGAGUUUCAUUUUCUCUGGCUCAAAGAACAAAUAAGCUUUAUUACACUCAAGCUGCAUCUAAAGGAACUCACACAAAAAGAGAUGAGAGAAAUUCAGGUAGAAGACUAGAGAAUUUUUUGAGGGUUUUUUACAGAUUCCUACAUACCCAGCGGGACUGAUUUUCUGGUAUUGGAAUGGACAGUCAUGAUUAAAUUAACCCCUAUCUGUUUAGAUGUCUUGUCCACAAACCAACAAGGCAAAGCUGAACUUGCAACAUUCUUGCAAAAAAAAAAAAAAUUUGUGCAUUAAAAUGGGGGCAAUAAACUUACUCAAUUUUAUAGUAUCAUUAAGCAAAUAUUUAUGUUUCACCCAGACCAAUUUUUUGUGAUUAGGAAAAAGAGUAGUUGUUGAUUAAAUUUGCAGACUAAAUGUAGGACAGGUACAAUUUUUGAGAAAUAGCAUAUUUAUAGGAAGCUCAAAGGAAACGGAUUUGAAACGAUACUUUUAAUUGGGGAAAAGUCCCAUAAAAUAGCAGUUGGUUGUUCCAUUGUCUUUCUCAUCUACUAAUUUUAAAAUCAGAUUCAUGGAAUGUAGAAGUCAAUAAUUAUUAGGGGAAUAAUUCUAAAAUUUUAGGCUUCGCAUAAUGUUUGCGUAGCAAGAUGUUUCUCCUUCUAGCCUCUAGGAAUUAAGGUCUGCUCAGAAUUUAACCAGAGAGCAGUUAUUUGUUGUCACUGUUACUAAUGCUUGUCAGGAUCUUGGGCAUCUCAGCAGAAAUAUUGGAAACAUACAUGUAUAAUACCAAAGUGCUAUUUUUACAGCAUUAUUUUUCAAAACUAUGUUCUUGAACAGUUUUUCCACUUUGCACAUGGCUCCCCUCCCCUCAAUUUGGUGACAUGCAUCUCACACAUAAAUAACACUAACUGCUAAAGAAGGGUGUAAAAAAAAAUCUAUUUUUUAGAAAUCAAGCUAAAGACUGUGAAAUGUUCAAGCACAGAAAGCAUGUACCUGAUUCUCUGAACAUGAUGCAUUCUCAGGCCUGAAAAAAGCACAUGGAGCAGGUUGAUAGGUUCUUACAAGGUUCUGAAAUCAAAACUUUAUGUGGAUCAUCUCUCUCCUGAGAGAAGCUGAGCAGCAGAAUAGAUGACUUUUGUUGUACGUUUUUGUAUUCAAUGUUUCUACUAAUUCUUGUGCUCUAGGAAAGCUUCCGAUUUCUAACCUGUGACAAAAUGAGUUCUUCACGUCUUCUUGUUCUUGUUUAUACACCCACAGCGUAGCCCAGUUUGAAAUACUUAUCUGGUUGUCAGAUCCCCUUGCCAACCCUGCCUCUUCCCAGGCUUCCCCACCUCCAGAGACCACCCAGGAAUUUGCAAGCACAAUUUCUACGGGCACCUUGUAUGAACGUGGAUGAGAUUAGACCAGCCCCUCUCUUGUCACUAGGUUCACCGCUUGAAGAUGAUGAAGAUGCCAUUUGGGCAAAUUGACCCCAGUCUUUCCUCCCUUGUCCUCUCCCGGUUGGGCUUGACAACAGUCUGGGAGAUGGGGAAACAGACUUUUCUAGAACAGUGAAGUUCAAGAGGUGCAUCUCUUUUUUGGGUGUGUUCACCUCUAGUGAAAUGUUUUUAAUGAAAAGAUAAAGAAAAUGGGCGUGACCCUUUAAUAACGCAUCCUUAUAUAAAGUGGAUAUAGUUUAUACCAAAAUUAUAACAGAGAUAUAUUUUAAAAAAGGUGCCUUUUUGAUUACCCUUGUUUAUCCAUGAUGGUCUUGGAAUGAGAACCAAGCAACCAAGCUUCUUGUCUAUUCUAUAGUAAUAUUUUAUUAUACAUGAUUGGUAUUUUUCUUGUGGGGAAGUGUGAUGCUCCUGACAGAUAUGAAAGGUGAUCGCUGAUUGUAUUUUUACCUCUAAAGGUGUAGAACUUUAGAAAAUACUGACCUUUCCCCAUCUAUUUCUGAAAAGUUCUUGGUGGAUUUAUAUAUAGUCAGGAUGCAUAAACAUUAACUUUAGGUCUGAGACUUAAAAUACCUAUUGCAAGAUAGAAGAAUUAUGUUAUGAGGCUGAAUUCAUUACACAAGAUGAAAUUCACUUCAUAAAUUUCUAUUAGACCUUAGCUAUUUGCUUCUGAUAAUCUAAAAGUGGCUAGAGCGUAGGUGUUUUGGGUAAUGAGACACAGAGGUGAGAAAGCUUUAGUUAAGUAAGAAGCUAUGUAAAGUAAGUUAAGAAUGCUAAAAGGAAAGUCUCUUUCUGAAGUAUUCCAUGCCCAUUAGGGUCCUUUCCAGGCAACUGACUGUCAACUACUGAUGAUCAAAAACAAAAACAAAAACAAUAACAAAAAACCAAGAUAUUGUAGGAUGUUUCUGUGGCCAUCAUUUCAUGAUGCUUAGACUACUGGAAUCCACUAGCCUGGAAGGAGCCCCGGGCAGAUAUCUCCCCAGAUGUCCAUAUUACUUCCAUAUAUUCAUGGAAUCCCAUAUGCUUUUUGCGUUUGACACAUGGUACCCAGUUGGCAUAGUGUCUACUUCUUUGUAAUCCAGUUGCUGUUAAGAACGAUUGACUUUGAAGGAAGAAAGAAAACUGCAUGCUAGUCCCAUUCUUCAGUGUCCAUACAAAGAAUGGCUGAGCAUUGAGAAGUGGCACAAAGUGUGUUGUGGGCACGGUGGGGAAACGUUGGCCUUUGACUUAUGAUAA
Lutra lutra (Eurasian river otter) is the source of this 7666-nucleotide messenger RNA. It is a transcript of the gene NEBL, whose product is annotated as nebulette. Bases 259 to 3207 code for a protein of 982 amino acids. The transcript has 27 exons. NCBI's taxonomy places the organism in Eukaryota, Metazoa, Chordata, Mammalia, Carnivora, Mustelidae. Gene Ontology annotation, molecular function: actin filament binding. Gene Ontology annotation, biological process: cardiac muscle thin filament assembly. The record is from RefSeq and is a predicted model, not a curated record. Gene Ontology annotation, cellular component: focal adhesion; Z disc.